AUGGGAGUGAAAAUCGACGGUCGGCAACUUCACCAUCUUCGCUUUGCUGAUGAGAUCGUCCUUAUAACACCAAACAUUAGCCAAGCAGAACGUAUGCUUGCCUACUUUGAUAAAACCUAUGGAAAGAUUAGUCUUCGACUAAAUCUCACAAAAAUGAUCUUCAUGAGGAACGGAUUGGUUUCGUAUGCCCCAUUCCCACUCAACGGAACGAAUAUCUCCGAAUGCUCCAGUUAUAUCUAUUUAUGUCGGGAAGACAAUAUGAUGAGCGACGUAGUUUCAGAGCUGAGCAGAAGGAAACGAGCGGCCUGGGGAGCUUUGAAGAGUAUCGAGGAUGUAGUGAAGAUAACAAAGAACACCCGACUCCGUGCCCACCUUUUCUACUCAACGGUUCUUCCUGCUCUAACGCAUGCGUCAAAAACCUGGUCGCUGCGUAAGCAGGAUGGAAGGUCACUCAGCGUUAUCGAACGCGCAGUCAAAAUGACGUUGCUAGGAGUAUCCCGUUCCACACAAGGAAGAGACGAGAUCCGAAGCUCCGAUCUGCGUCAACGAUCGAAAAGCAAAGGUGCCAUUCCGUACGCCAAACAGUCGAAGAUUAGGCGGGCCGGUCACAUAUUGCGUAUGAAUGACAACCGAUGA
Molecule: messenger RNA, 636 nt
Organism: Angiostrongylus costaricensis
Lineage: Eukaryota; Metazoa; Nematoda; Chromadorea; Rhabditida; Metastrongylidae
Source: the annotation of a GenBank genome assembly